This is a messenger RNA of Rubroshorea leprosula, 1357 nucleotides long. NCBI's taxonomy places the organism in Eukaryota, Viridiplantae, Streptophyta, Magnoliopsida, Malvales, Dipterocarpaceae. The record is from the annotation of a GenBank genome assembly.
CAACCAUGAUUCUGCAGCGUAUCUACAGCUGUUGUUAAAAAGAAACUCUCUACAUCUGCCUUCCCAUUUGUUUCUUGCAAUCAUUCAGCAAUCAAGAUACUCUCUCCACCCCCUGAAUACAAAUGACUCCUUUGUGCAUUGGUUACUCUGGAUUGUCUGAAGGAUGAUGAGCAUGCCAUCUGACUGGAGGCUGACUAACGAUCAGUACUUAUAGUUACGGAUUUUCAGGAUGACCACAGGCUUGAAAGACAUUCCUAUGUCUAAGAGUAACUUUACCACAAUCAAGUUCCAUUUAAGCUCAUCAUCCAUUGGUUCUAGACAGCAUGUUCUUCCAUCGGUUAUCAAUCAUAGGAUAUUGUCUGCAGGAUGUCUCUGCUAGCACAAGCAGUGGGAUGAAUUAGGUUAAUAUUCAAUCUAUGUUAGUUUCUUCAGGUUUUUCUGUGAUGCAAUUAGAGGCAUUUGAAGAGUUAAAUUGUGGCUUUCUCCCAAGGAAUGGUUAAUUGGGGUCAUCUUUCUUACAAGUGAAUGAUGCUUAUAGAGUCAUGAGAAUGAAGAUAGAUUUGUUUUGAUUUCUGUGUUGAUGUAGGGGUAACAUGUGUUCUAACGACAGUUAACAAUGAUCAACAUAGUUUUUUCCAUAAAUUAUUUUUGUCAUGUGCAAGAUACAGUCAUUCUUAUUUUAUCACAAAGAAGAAUAUUACAUGCUUUUUGCAUGAUCUUUCUUACAAUGGUGUAAUUUACAUUGCAAUUUCUAGAUUUAUCCUAAUUUUGAGUUUUUGAUCUUCUGCAGGUGGAGAGUUGGUGAUGCUAUGUGAAAGGCAAGGUAAGAUAGAAAAUCAGGUAUGUCACUUACAGCUAAUUGAAGAAAUGUUAAUGUGUGGAACUUGAAAUGCUUCCAGCUAAAUUGCAUGAAAAGGUCAAAAAGAUGACUUCUGUGGUGAAAGGAUGAGAGGGGGGAGGGUAAAUUUCAAUGAUAUUUUCUAAUACAAUCUUUCCUCCUUGUAGGCUGAGGUAAAACUAUGAGAGGUAGCACUCUUUAGAUUCGUACCCUCUCCCCUUGGUCUCUUGCAAAUCUUGAUAAUAAAAAAUUUGAUCUGAAGUUUUUGUUAUAACCACCAUAAAACAUAUAGAUAACUAGUUAGCACCUUUGUUGAAUGAUUGUUUUUCAUGUAAGCAAUGCAUUAAUGAUUUCAAGAUAUGGAGAUUAGAUAAUGUCAUGUGAAAUGGACCUAUAGAGCUAAAAUUACUUAUUUAUAUUCCUACAUUUGGUGGUCCAAUUAUGGCAUUGGAGAAAGGAAAGCCCCCAUUGUUUUAGCUCAUCAACUCAAGUCUUUCUCAAUUAAGCUCUCAAACUUUG